Morone saxatilis (striped sea-bass) is the source of this 985-nucleotide messenger RNA. RefSeq lists its product as uncharacterized. The record is from RefSeq and is a predicted model, not a curated record. The transcript has 5 exons. Gene Ontology annotation, biological process: autophagy of mitochondrion; macroautophagy; cellular response to nitrogen starvation. Lineage: Eukaryota; Metazoa; Chordata; Actinopteri; Moronidae. The coding region runs from base 201 to 554 and encodes 117 amino acids. Gene Ontology annotation, molecular function: ubiquitin protein ligase binding; GABA receptor binding. Gene Ontology annotation, cellular component: autophagosome membrane; cytosol; autophagosome.
AGUUUGUUGUUGUUUUCGUUCAGCAGAAUAAGUCGAGCAGUCGACAUCUUUGAAGGAAAACGGCAUUCCCGUACGUUAUGGUUGUAUUUUGAGCUAAUAACUUCCACCGCGGGCCUUCUUUCGAGAAACUCGAGGACACAAGGGACCAGUGCAGUAGAUCUGGAUUUUUCCUGCGCAACUUGUUUUGGUCUUUUUCAAAGAUGGGCAGUCAGUACCAGCGCUCAGUUCCACUUGAGGUGAGGAGAUCAGAGGGAGAGAGAGUUCGGGCCAAGCAUCCUGACAAGAUACCGAUCAUUGUGGAGAGGGCCCCGAGGUCACGAGCUCCCGAACUGGACAAGAAGAAAUAUCUAGUGCCCUCAGAUUUAACAGUGGGCCAGUUGUGCUUCCUGAUACGCCAGCGUGUGUCCUUGAGACCAGAGGAGGCACUCUUCUUCUUUGUCAACAACUCCCUUCCCCCAUCGAGCUCCCCUCUCUCUGCUGUAUAUGAGGAGCACCACGAGGAGGACCUGUUUCUCUACAUGACUUACAGUAAUGAGAGUGUGUACGGUGCCUAAAGGAGGACGAAAGACUGGAGAAAGACAGCGAGAGGAGACUAAGUGAGACUGUCUGAGGAAUAAAAAGUUACGGCUGUUUGUAAUGCUUCACACCACUAUUAUUCUUUAUUUUAGUUUUGUUUAGUACAGUACAUGGUGGAAGAAAGGCUUUGCACAAGGCAGAGGGGUCUGGUAGGUUUACUUUUGUCAGUAUUUCUGGGUGAACGAUUGCAUUUUAGUGCAUGUCAAGUUAUGUUUAUUCCUUAGAAGGUGAAAGAAGAAAAUGGAAGGGGGAAAAAUAAAGAAAGCAUUGCAAAAAGACGUUAUUGGAAUUAUGUUGAGGGAGCUCUCGUUAUCUUUCUCAGUCAUCUGUAUUUAAUGCAAAUAGUAUUUUUUUUUUGUAAAUUAAUAUCAUAAACUUUUGUGGAAAAUAAAGAUAAAAAAUGCAUACA